Molecule: messenger RNA, 1935 nt
Organism: Ornithodoros turicata
Lineage: Eukaryota; Metazoa; Arthropoda; Arachnida; Ixodida; Argasidae
Product: cholinephosphotransferase 1-like
Exons: 10
Coding region: 346-1656 (436 amino acids)
Biological process (GO): phosphatidylethanolamine biosynthetic process
Cellular component (GO): Golgi apparatus; endoplasmic reticulum membrane
Molecular function (GO): diacylglycerol cholinephosphotransferase activity; ethanolaminephosphotransferase activity
Source: RefSeq, a predicted model, not a curated record
AGAGAGAAGUGGAGAGAUGUCGCUCGAAGCGCUUCAAGUGGCGUGAGUUCGUGCGGUCAGUCGAUGGUAAUUGUCCUCUGAAAUUACUUCUGAGUUAUUUCUUUAGUUUCUAGUCUUCGUAGCGCAGCAGUAUCUUCGGUAGGGUCAACGGUGGCUAUCGGAGAUACGAAGAAACCGAAUUCAGUGUACCACCCUGCAACUGUGCUCUUCCUGAGAUCUACCCAACUUAUUAUGGGCGAUACCAAAUGAAAUUGUGGUUUCGAAACAGCACGAUGUCGACUUGGGCGGUUUGUUUUAGGGUGUGUGACAGAAAGACUUGUCGAAUUCGCAUGUGAAGUAACAAGCAUGAUCCUAAGCUGCGGUGACGUACUCAGCUCCCAGCAGCUGAAGCGGCUGGCGGAGCACAAGUACAGCGCAUCGGGUUCAUCCUUUCUCGACCCAGCAAUGCAGCCCUUCUGGAACUGGGUAGUGAACCAAUGCCCCCUUUGGUUGGCGCCAAACCUUAUGACUCUUUGUGGGUUAGCAGUGAACAUUUUUACGUCACUCAUUCUCGUCUAUUACAGUCCCGAUGCCAAACAAGAGGUACCUCGUUGGGCAUUUGUUCUAUGCGCCUUGGGUCUCUUUGUGUACCAAACACUGGAUGCAUGCGAUGGCAAGCAGGCACGUCGCACAGGCAGCAGCACUCCUCUCGGGGAGCUGUUUGACCAUGGCUGUGACUCCAUCUCCACAGUGUUUGUGGCCCUGGCUGUCUGCAUUGCUGUGCAAUUGGGCAACUAUCCUGCCUGGAUGUUCUUCCAAUGCUUUGUGGCCAUCACCCUCUUCUACUGUGCCCACUGGCAGACUUAUGUUUCAGGCACACUACGUUUUGGAAAGUUUGAUGUGACUGAAGCACAGUUCUCUGUCAUGGCCAUUCACUUAGUGUCUGCUGUCUUUGGCCCCACAGUUUGGGCAACAAAGGUGCCCCUGGUUCAGUUGCCCCUACAGAUCAUACCAAUUACUGUGGCUGUGGUGGCAGCCACUGUAGCUGCUUGCAACUACAUGACCACCAUAUUUACUGGUGGUGUGGGCAAAAAUGGAUCUACGGUUGCCCUGCCCCUGUUGCAUAUGGAGCUGCGGCUAAUGCCAGUAGCCAUGGCUCUCUCGGUGUCUCUCAUCAUGUGCUACACUGAUGUGGCAGUCAUUCUUUCGGGCGGUGUUGGCAAAAACGGAUCCACUGUUGCCGGCACAAGUGUGCUGUCGCCCUGUAUCCCCAUAGCCCUGGUGGUGCUGCCAGCAUUCAUAAUCUACCAGAAGUCUACAAUGCACGUCUACGAGAACCACCCAUGCCUGUACAUAGUGGCUUUUGGCAUGGUGGCUGCCAAGGUGACCAAUCGGCUAGUGGUGGCUCACAUGAGCAAGAGCCAGAUGGAGUACAUGGACUCUGUCCUUGUUGGGCCUGGAAUGCUUUUCCUCAACCAGUACUUCAGCACUACCUUCAAUGAGUACAUCGUCUUGUGGAUUUGCCUGGUGUACUCGGUGGCUGACUUGCUGUGCUAUAGCAGAAAUGUGUGCAACCAGAUGUGUGCCCAUCUGCAAAUCCCAUUGCUGCGUUUAGCUUCUGUUCCACAGCCAAAGCACCACGUCUCCUCCGAUGGUGCAGCCGUCUAUGUCUCAUAGCCUCUGGUCGUCGUGGCAGGAUGGACUUGAGCUGAUCCAACAGAUGGUAGUGGAGGGCUUUGUAGCAAGAGACAGUAAUAAAAGUGUCCACCUUGAGAAGUAGCGUCUCUUUGUCGUAGCCACUUUAGCACACUUGUCCUUGCAGAUGCUGAGGAACAGGACCUGCUGCUGGAGGAGGAGAAUAUCCAAGAUCCCUGUGCCUGAUUUCCUCUCAUUUUGCACUAUCCGUGGAAACAAUAAAUGAAAAGUUGUGUUCCUCGCAUAACUUGCUUGACUCGA